AUGACGACAGCCAUUGGACGACGUCGGAGCACUUCACGGACACCACCUCCCAACAACUACCCAAGCCAAAGAUAUAAGAAGGACGACUCCAGCAGCUCAGUAUCAACACACCAAUCUCACCAACUUUCUCACAUAUCAAGGAUCAAGAUGGCAUCCCAACUUCCCUCCACCAUGAAAGCCAUCACAAUCAACGAGAACAAGGCCAAAGUCUCAGAGAUCCCGAUCCCCAAAAUCCGAGCAACUUACUUGCUCGCCAAAGUCGACUCGGUAGCUCUUAACCCCACAGACUGGAAGCACAUCAACGGCAAGCGAGCAGCUGCCCACGGACUCGCCGGAUGUGACUUCUCAGGCACCGUCGUCGAGGUCGGUCCAGAGGUCACAAAGUCGUUCAAGCCAGGUGAUAGAGUUGCUGGAACUACCCACGGUGCCAACUUCUCCCAGCCAGAAGAUGGUUGCUUCUCCGAGUAUGUUGUGGCCAAGGCAGACUUGCUUGUCAAGAUCCCAGAGAGCCUAUCUUCCGAACAGGCAGCUACGUUCCCACUGGGUGUCUCGACCGUUGGUCAAGGUCUCUUUCAGAAGGGCUUGAAGCUCAAUCUGCCGGACAACCCAACCAAGAGUGGCGAGACAGUUCUCAUCUAUGGCGGCUCCUCCGCAACAGGUUCCCUCGCAAUCCAAUACGCCACCCUUGCCGGCUACAAAGUCAUCACAACCUGCAGCCCCAAGAACAACACCUUCGUCAAAUCCCUCGGCGCCACCGCCGCCUACGACUACAAAGACCCGCAAUGCGGCGCUACCAUCAACCGCGACACCAACAACUCUCUCCGCUUGAUCUGGGACACAAUCUCCCUCCCAGCCUCCGCAGCAAUCUGCGAAGCUGCCCUAUCCACUGAUGCCAAGGAUCCCAAGUACUGGACCAUCUUGCCAGUCAAGCUGCCGAACAGGAACGAUGUGGAUAGUGGCUUCACGUUCAUGUACACGAUCUUUGGGGAUGCGUUCGAGAAAGCUGGACGAGAGACGCCGGCGAGUCAGGAGGACUUUGAGUUUGCGAGGAAGUUCUUUGGGAUCACGGAGGGAUUGCUUAAGGAUGGAAAGUUGAAGACGCAUCCGGAAAAGGUUGGGGAGAAGGGUUUGGAGGGUGUGUUACAGGGCCUGAAGGAUUUGAAAGAGGAUAAAGUCAGUGGAAAUAAGCUGGUCUAUCGUGUGAAGGAGACGCCAGGAGAUUCGAAGGCGGAGGUUGAGUUGUAA
Fulvia fulva is the source of this 1245-nucleotide messenger RNA. RefSeq names its product Hps1-dma1 cluster oxidoreductase toxD. NCBI's taxonomy places the organism in Eukaryota, Fungi, Ascomycota, Dothideomycetes, Mycosphaerellales, Mycosphaerellaceae. The record is from RefSeq and is a predicted model, not a curated record. The transcript has 3 exons. The coding region runs from base 1 to 1245 and encodes 414 amino acids. Gene Ontology annotation, molecular function: oxidoreductase activity, acting on NAD(P)H.